AUGACAUUCCCGUUCCGCAACAGCAACAGCAGGAAGACUUCCGCCGAUAUCCCUGUACCCCCCCUAACCCUCCACCAACAACCUCCACAAUUCAUCAACCCCGCCCAUCUACUUUUGAAUCCAAAUGGGGCUGGUUCCCCAAACUGGCCUGUCAAUCCUUCUGCCAACCCACAACAUCACAGCUACGCCAACCCCGCUCCAGGAGCCGGACCUCCUCCUGUCGCCUCUACCUCCCAACUACCAUCUACAUCUUCCUCCCGCAAGCGUGGUCGAAAGGCCUCUGAAACCGAACUUCAACCUCAAACCAAGAAAGUUCGACAAAGAGAUCCUGAGAAACCAAAAAUGCAAAAAGCGCCUUGUCCUUGGCCCGGUUGUGGGAAGAUGAUCGUGAUCAAAAAUAUGCAGAGACACAUCGACGGUAUGCAUUUAGGUAAAAAGAAAGUCCAAUGUCGGUACCCAGAUUGUAGGAAAAUUCUAGCAUGGGAAGGUGAUUGUGCUAGACAUUACAGAACUGUGCAUCGCGGCCAACCCCCACCGCCUGACAAAUCACCUUCCCCUGAAGGCACACCUCAUCUAGAUGGCCCACCUGCUCCUCGAGGUCCACCACCACCACCACCACCACCGGGGGCGAGCGGGAUUGCUGCAUUGUAA
Molecule: messenger RNA, 651 nt
Organism: Melampsora larici-populina 98AG31
Lineage: Eukaryota; Fungi; Basidiomycota; Pucciniomycetes; Pucciniales; Melampsoraceae
Exons: 2
Coding region: 1-651 (216 amino acids)
Source: RefSeq, a predicted model, not a curated record